AUGAACCCGAUCAAAGAUAUUGUCGAAUUAUUUCCAGGUUUAUCAAUAACCAACUUGUUGAUUCGAGAAAUUAAUCUUCGUUGUGAUCCAUUGGAUGGUGAUAUUGUUAAAACAUUAACAUCAGUAUGCGCAAAAUUAAUUAAAUAUGUUGAUCAUCCACGAAAAGAAGAUAUUGUUGAAGGUGAACAACCAUUUUUUAUAUUGGAGCAUUUGGUUAUGAAACGUUAUAAACAUUCAAAAAAGUUGUUAUUAAAUCAUGAAGUAAUUGAGGCAUAUCCAAUGAUACAAGUACAAUCAAUGGAUAACAUUAAAGAUUAUUCUGUUGUUAUUGAAUACAACAGACUUAUUACAACAAAUUUACAAGUUGAAGCAAUGACUGCUUUAAUUGGGUCAUAUGAGAUAUUCAAUAUAGAAUAUCCAUUAAAAGUGCGGGCAACAUUAGAAGUUCUCAACGAUUUAUCGUUCAAAAAAAAGAUCGUUUUUUUUUGUCAUUAG
This is a messenger RNA of Rotaria sp. Silwood2, 495 nucleotides long. Lineage: Eukaryota; Metazoa; Rotifera; Eurotatoria; Philodinida; Philodinidae. The record is from the annotation of a GenBank genome assembly.